Lipotes vexillifer (Yangtze River dolphin) is the source of this 2658-nucleotide messenger RNA. RefSeq names its product exosome component 10 (gene EXOSC10). Bases 1 to 2658 code for a protein of 885 amino acids. Gene Ontology annotation, molecular function: 3'-5'-RNA exonuclease activity; nucleotide binding; single-stranded RNA binding. NCBI's taxonomy places the organism in Eukaryota, Metazoa, Chordata, Mammalia, Artiodactyla, Lipotidae. Gene Ontology annotation, biological process: nuclear polyadenylation-dependent antisense transcript catabolic process; nuclear polyadenylation-dependent snoRNA catabolic process; nuclear polyadenylation-dependent CUT catabolic process. The record is from RefSeq and is a predicted model, not a curated record. The transcript is spliced from 25 exons. Gene Ontology annotation, cellular component: nuclear exosome (RNase complex); nucleolus.
AUGGCGCUUUCCAGUCCCCGAGAGUCCAAGGCCCAGUCGGCGACAAGCGCUACCAAGUCUGACGGGGAGAUGGUGCUGCCCGGCUUCCCCGAUGCAGAUAGCUUCGUGAAGUUUGCUCUUGGGGCAGUGGUGGCAGUCACCAAGGCAUCUGGGGGCCUACCACAGUUUGGUGAUGAGUAUGAUUUUUACCGAAGUUUUCCUGGCUUCCAGGCAUUUUGUGAAACACAGGGAGACAGGUUGCUUCAGUGCAUGAGUAGGGUAAUGCAGUACCAUGGAUGUCGAAGCAACAUUAAGGAUCAGAAUAAAGUGACUGAGCUGGAGGACAAGUUUGAUUUGCUAGUUGAUGCCAAUGAUGUUAUUCUGGAANNNNAGGGCAUUUUACUGGAUGAAGCAUCCGGUGUGAAUAAGAAUCAACAGCCUGUCCUCCCUGCAGGAUUGCAGGUCCCUAAAACCAUAGUGUCCAGCUGGAACCGGAAGGCAGGAGAAUAUAGCAAAAAAACAAAAUGUGAAACAUUCCGGCUGCUUCACGCAAAAAACAUCAUCCGACCUCAGCUUAAAUUCCGAGAGAAGAUUGACAAUUCCAACACGCCAUUUCUUCCUAAAAUCUUCAUCAAGCCCAAUGCUCAGAAACCCCUCCCUCAGGCACUCUCUAAAGAAAGGAGGGAGCGCCCACAGGACCGACCUGAGGACUUGGAUGUCCCCCCUGCCCUGGCGGAUUUCAUCCACCAGCAGAGAACCCAGCAGGUGGAGCAGGACAUGUUUGCACAUCCUUAUCAGUACGAACUAGAUCACUUCACUCCACCAGACUCAGUCCUUCAAAAGCCAGAGCCUCAGUUAUACAGACCUGUAGGAGAGACACCCUGCCACUUUGUGUCCUCGCUGGAUGAACUAGUGGAACUCAGUGAAAAGCUCCUGAAGUGUCAAGAAUUUGCUGUAGACUUGGAGCACCACUCUUACCGGAGCUUCCUAGGGCUCACCUGCCUGAUGCAGAUUUCCACCCGGACAGAAGACUUCAUCGUUGACACCCUGGAGCUUCGCAGUGACAUGUACAUUCUCAAUGAGAGCCUCACAGACCCAGCUAUUGUUAAGGUCUUCCACGGUGCUGAUUCAGACAUAGAAUGGCUACAGAAGGACUUUGGGUUGUACGUGGUGAACAUGUUUGAUACCCAUCAGGCAGCACGCCUUCUUAACCUGGGCAGGCACUCCCUCGACCAUCUGCUGAAGCUCUACUGCAACGUGGAAUCAAACAAGCAGUAUCAGCUGGCCGAUUGGAGAAUAAGACCUCUGCCUGAGGAAAUGCUCAACUAUGCCCGAGACGACACUCAUUACCUGCUUUACAUCUAUGAUAAGAUGAGGCUGGAGCUGUGGGAGCGUGGCAACGAGCAGCCCACGCAGCUGCAGGUGGAGUGGCAGCGGAGCCGUGACAUCUGCCUCAAGAAAUUCAUCAAACCUAUCUUCACGGAUGAAUCUUACCUGGAACUGUAUAGAAAGCAAAAGAAACACCUCAACACACAGCAACUAACGGCCUUUCAGCUGCUGUUUGCCUGGAGGGAUAAAACAGCUCGCAGGGAAGAUGAAAGUUAUGGAUAUGUCCUGCCAAACCAUAUGAUGCUAAAGAUAGCUGAGGAGCUGCCCAAGGAACCUCAGGGCAUCAUAGCCUGCUGUAACCCUGUGCCACCUCUUGUACGGCAGCAGAUCAAUGAAAUGCAUCUUUUAAUUCAGCAGGCGCGAGAGAUGCCCCUGCUCAAGUCUGAAGUUGCAGCUGGAGUGAGGAAGGACGGGCCACCGCCCAACCCUGAGAGAUUGGAGAAUGCUCUCUUCGGCCCCCACGACUGCUCCCACGCCCCAUCAGACGGCUGUCCUCUUAUUGCAACCAAUGGGCCUGUGCCAGUGCAGAAGCAGGAGGGCCUCCCCACUGCCCGAGAAGCAGAGGAGGCCCUGCCGGACACCGGAUGCCUUAUCGCUACCGCUGUCAUCACGUUAUUUAACGAACCUAGUGCUGAAGAAAAUGGAAAGGGUCCAUUAACAGUUGCACAGAAAAAAGCCCAGAACAUAAUGGAGUCCUUUGAAAAUCCAUUUCGGAUGUUUCUGCCUUCACUAGAAUCCCGAGCUCACGUUUCUCAGACAGCAAAGUUCGAUCCAUCUUCGAAAAUCUAUGAAAUCAGCAACCGUUGGAAGCUGGCAAGCCAGGUACAGGUACAAAAAGAAUCUAAAACUGCCAAGAAGAAGGCAGCUGAGCAAACAGCUGCCCGGGACCAGGCCAAGGAGGAGUGCAGAGCAGCAGUGGAGCAGGCCGUGUCCGUCCGCCAGCAGGCUGCCCUAGAGAACACUGCCAAGAAGAGGGAACGAACAAGUGACCCGGGGACGACAGAACAGAAACAAGACAAGAAACGACUCAAAAUUUCCAAGAAGCUAAAAGACCCAGAUCCACCAGAAAAAGAUUUCACCCCAUAUGACUACAGCAAGUCGGAUUUCAAGGCUUUUGCUGGAGACAGCAAACCCACACCUUCUUCCCAGUUUGACCCAAACAAGCAGCCACAGUCUGGCAAGAAAUACACUGCAGCCAAAAAAAUUAAACAGUCGAUGGGAAACAAAAGCAUGUCCUUUCCAACUGGAAAGUCAGACAGAGGUUUCAGGCACAAUUGGCCAAAGAGAUAG